AUCGUCCUCCACCUCCUCUUCAAGUCCCUUCAAGACACCCAACACCCCACAGACAUGGCCCCCAAGAAGGUCAAGGCGCCCAAGGAGGAGAGUGCUGUCUCGCUCGGCCCACAGGUUGCUGAAGGCGAGCUCGUGUUCGGCGUUGCCCACAUCUACGCGUCGUUCAACGACACUUUCGUCCAUGUCACCGAUCUCUCCGGCCGUGAGACCAUCUCGCGUGUCACUGGCGGUAUGAAGGUCAAGGCCGACCGUGACGAAUCUUCGCCGUAUGCUGCCAUGUUGGCCGCGCAGGAUGCAGCUACGCGGUGCCGCGAGAUCGGCAUCACUGCAUUGCACGUCAAGCUCCGUGCCACUGGCGGUACUGGCACCAAGACUCCUGGCCCUGGUGCGCAGAGCGCCCUCCGUGCGCUCGCUCGUGCUGGCAUGCGCAUCGGCCGCAUUGAGGACGUGACCCCCAUCCCCACCGACUCCACUAGGCGCAAGGGUGGUCGCCGUGGUCGCCGUCUCUGAUCGUUCAGAUCAGUGCAAAAAUUACAAUCAUCGUCAUGUAUAUCUUACAUUGUCAAUGAUCAAUGGUCGCCGCUCGCACGCAUCAGGUUCUUUGGCUUGCGCAAAGACCUGCCCCGUGGCGAGCUCUUUGUGUCUCUAUCUGGAUGCGUGAUCAUCUUGUGAUGCUAGCUGUGGUCUGUUCACCAAUAGCUCGAUAUGUCGACUGUUUGUUCUGCUACAGGAAGUACUGAUAAGUCGAGUCAAGAGGUGAUCGUUGCAACCUCCUCAAAGUAUCGAAUGGCGCCUGAGCAGCUCUGUAAUUUUGCUCUACUGUUAUGCGAGCUAAGUAAUUUAUCGAC
Laetiporus sulphureus 93-53 is the source of this 848-nucleotide messenger RNA. RefSeq lists its product as uncharacterized. Gene Ontology annotation, cellular component: ribosome; cytosolic small ribosomal subunit. Gene Ontology annotation, molecular function: structural constituent of ribosome; mRNA 5'-UTR binding; small ribosomal subunit rRNA binding. The record is from RefSeq and is a predicted model, not a curated record. Gene Ontology annotation, biological process: ribosomal small subunit assembly; maturation of SSU-rRNA from tricistronic rRNA transcript (SSU-rRNA, 5.8S rRNA, LSU-rRNA); translation. NCBI's taxonomy places the organism in Eukaryota, Fungi, Basidiomycota, Agaricomycetes, Polyporales, Laetiporaceae. The coding region runs from base 55 to 510 and encodes 151 amino acids. The transcript is spliced from 4 exons.